Messenger RNA from Ramularia collo-cygni, 1521 nucleotides. RefSeq names its product related to triacylglycerol lipase V precursor. The coding region runs from base 1 to 1521 and encodes 506 amino acids. The transcript has 3 exons. NCBI's taxonomy places the organism in Eukaryota, Fungi, Ascomycota, Dothideomycetes, Mycosphaerellales, Mycosphaerellaceae. The record is from RefSeq and is a predicted model, not a curated record.
AUGAAGUCAUCUUUUGGCAGUUUGGCAUUGGCCGCUGCUACGAGCCAACUCACUUCGGCAUCGCCCGUCUCAAGCUUUUAUGAUGGCCCGCUAGUCCGCAACGAUGUUUUCGCUGUCCGUGGAACUUCCUGGCCAAACGAUUCCAAUGUGAAUUUUUUUGGAAAUAUACCAUACGCUGAGCCACCUGUUGGAACUCUGCGCUUCAGACCGCCCGUCACAAAAACCCCAGAUCCGCAUCAUGUCAUCAACGGGACGUGGUUUGGGCCAUCUUGCGUGCAGUACAGCAGUGGCAACCCGACUGUUUACUCGGAAUAUUUGGAAGGCUUUCUUCUGUCUCCAGGUCAGACGCAAGAUGAAGACUGCCUGACCCUCAACGUGUGGGCGCCAAAGGGCACACGGCAAGGCGACAAUAAGGCGGUCAUGAUAUGGAUACAUGGCGGGGGCCACACAAGCGGAGGUUCGGCAAGUCCGUAUAAAUACGGCGAUCGUCUUGCGUCUGAUCAGGAUGUUAUCGUUGUGGCCAUGAACUAUCGAUUGAACAUAUUCGGCUAUCCUGGUGCUGCCGCACUCGACGGGAGGAAUUUGAACCCCGGAUUGAUGGACCAACGUAAGGCUGUAGAGUGGACUUAUCAGAAUAUCUACGCCUUUGGUGGAAAUCCAGAGCUUAUGACUCUGUUCGGACAGAGCGCCGGCGGCCAAAGUGUGGACUUUUACAACUACGCCUACCCGGWUGAUCCGCUCGUUGCCGGCUUCAUCGCUCAAUCAGGGGUGGCGAAUGCUGCUGUCGGGAAUGGCGGUGUCUACGACUCUGGCAGUAACUUCACAUACAUUGCCUCUUCUCUCGGGUGUGGCGAUGUCAUGGACAAGAACGAAGAGUUCGAGUGCAUGCAAAACAUCAGCGCAAAGGCUUUGAUCGAGGUCUACAACAAGUACAACGCCACACUAAAUGGAGGGAAGCCACUCUCCUUCACAACCCUUGCGGAUAACCAGACUCGAUUCUCCAACUAUACCGAUCUGCAAGCACGUGGCUUGUUCGCUCGUAUACCCACGAUAUAUUCUUCAGUCGACAACGAGGGAGCAUCACUUGCCAAGUACAAUGAGGCUGGUGUCAACCAGACCGUAGCAGAUAGCAUCACGUUGAGCCUCGCAACCUGUCCAGGGGCGGUAGCGAGCGCCGCGCGAACUAAUUACGGUGUACCUGUCUGGCGGGUGCGAUAUUUUGGAGUAUGGCCAAACCUCAAUCCAUUGAGCUGGCUGGGUGCCUACCAUUCGAGCGAUAUUCCGAUGAUCUUUGGAACUUCUGAUCUGCGUGGUCCAGACACCGCUGCAGAGGUUGCAACGUUGAAGUACUACCAGACUGCCUGGGCUACAUUUGCAAAGGAUCCGGUUCAAGGUCUUGUCAAGUAUGGAUGGCCUACCUACAGUCCGGAGGCGAAGACCUUGGUACAACUCGGUCUCAAUGACACAACUACUGCGGUGUUGAACGAGGGGACAGCCUUUGACGGCCCUUGUCAGGCGUGA